Molecule: messenger RNA, 930 nt
Organism: Dioscorea cayenensis subsp. rotundata (Guinea yam)
Lineage: Eukaryota; Viridiplantae; Streptophyta; Magnoliopsida; Dioscoreales; Dioscoreaceae
Product: pectinesterase inhibitor 10
Exons: 1
Coding region: 1-930 (309 amino acids)
Source: RefSeq, a predicted model, not a curated record
AUGAGCCGCAGCCAAGCUCAGCCAAAGAUGAAGCCACCGCCGCGCCCUCUCUUCACCUGCGGCCUCUUCCGCCACUGCACCGACUCCGUCCUCAGCCCCACCGCCGCCACCUCUCCUCCCCCCUCCUCCGCCGUCCCAAACCCUUCUCCGCCUCCUCCAACUCGUCCACCUCCCACCACCACCACCACCGCCCCUCACCCCGCUCCGGACCUCGCACCCUCAUCUUCCUCCUCUUCGUCGUCCUCCGCCUCUCAUAGCUUCACCCAAUGGCGCUUUCCCCUCUCCCACCCUCACCCACCUCCUGACCCUCCUGCACCUAUCCUUGACGCGUUUCACGCCGCCGAGCUCCAUUUUGCCUCCGGCGCUCGCCUCCCCGCCCUGCGUCUCCUCGAGAGGGCGAUCUCGCCAGAUCCAUUGACUCCGGGCGGCGAUCGUGCUUGCCCGGCCACCGUCAUGGCCGGGGUGGUUGAAUCGCUGCGAGAUCCCGAGACCGCGCGCGCUGCGGCGAAGGUUUUGCUGGCCUUGGUUUUGGGGGAGGGGAACAGGAGAUUGGCGGUGGAGCUCGGGGCGGUGGGUGCGGCGGUGGAUGCGGUUGGAGCUGGUGGUGCGACGGCGGAGAGGGCGUUAGCGGCAUUGGAGCUGAUGUGUGGGACGUCGGAGGGGGCGGAGGUGGUGAGAGGGCAUGCGAUGGCAGGGGUGGCGCUGGCGAAGGCAGCAGAGGGGAUGGGUGAGAGGGGGAGGGAGUGCGCGAUCGGAGUGAUGGCGGCGGCGUGGGGAGGAGCGGCCGCAGGGGAGGCGCCGGUGGAGGUCGGGAGAGCAGUGGUGGUGGCGUUGCAGAAGGAGUGCGGGGGAAGAGGGCGGCGCAAGGGGACACAGCUCUUGAAGGCGCUCAAGGAGAGUGGACGGCUCGAUCUCCCCGGGGAGUUUUGA